UUGUUAAUCUGUCAGUAGAACCAUAAAACACCCUUAAAAACCCGUGUAACUUCAACCAGAGCCUUUUCAAUGUAGUGAAGAUACGGUGCAGGAGUGUUUCAGAAUACGGUUCGUACUCUCAUUUUGACUACAGGGAUGAGGAGUCGGGUGAUUCAGAGUCCUUGUUCAUCACUAAAACACCUUUGUAAACCCCAAUAACUUGCACUACGUCCUGUUGAAGGUAGUCGAGAUAAGGCGCCGACAUCUUUGAGAAUGUAGUGUCUUAGUUUCCUUAGUUUGAAAGCCAAAUAGGAAAACAAAGAUAUACAAGAAAAAAAAGAAAAAAGAAAAAAGAAUACAUCAUGUCUAUCUGGAAAACGAGAUAAAGAAAACGGGAAUUGCAUCAUGAUUAGAGAAAAAAGCCUAGUGGGAGCCGAUGUCAAGGCUUAUCCCACACCUACAACUGAACUGAAUUGAACUGAGGUGGGCAGGACGCGGGGCAGCUACCGGCGGCUGACCUCCGCGGGGCGACCUUUACCCCAGAUGCAGGCGGGGCGGCUGGCGGAACCUCUGGCCGCUCCUCACCCCGCCACGCUUGUUGAGGAGGACAUGAGGCACUUGUUUGAAGAUAUCAGGAAGGAGCUGGAGUCUCAGUUUGAGCUUCAGCAGAUCGCCAAAUACUAUUUCGACGGGCAGGGGAAGGCGGUGCGGCCACUCAUCGCUGUGCUCAUGUCCCGGGCUAUCAACACACACCUGCACGACGAGGACAGGCUGCUGGACUCCCAGAGGGACGUGGCCAUGGCGGCAGAGAUGAUCCACACGGCGUCCCUAGUUCACGACGAUGUGCUGGACGUCUCUGACACGCGGCGCGGCAAGGCUUCCGUCAACAGCAUCCACGGCCAGCGCAAGGCGGUGAUAACUGGUGACUUCAUCCUCUCCGUGACGUACGCCAUGAUAAGCAGGAGGUGCUGCCCAGAUGCCAUCAUCGCCAUGGGAGAGAUCCCCAAGAAUUUGAUACACGGCGAGUUUUUGCAGAUGGGCUCCAAGGAAAAUGAGAACGAAAGGUUUGCUCAUUACCUCAAGAAGACCUUCCUCAAGACAGCCUCUCUCAUUGCCUACACCUGCAAGACCGCGGCCAUCCUUUCUGGAGCAGAUGACAGCCUGCAGGAGGUAGCCUUUCAGUACGGCCGCAACGUGGGCAUCGCCUUCCAGCUAGUGGAUGACUUGCUGGACUUCGUGUCUUCCUCCAGCACGAUGGGGAAGCCCGCGGCGGCUGACCUCAAGCUGGGCCUGGCCACCGCGCCCGUGCUCUUCGCGGUGGGGCAGUUCCCGGAGCUGAACCCAAUGAUAAUGCGGAGGUUCCAGGAGCCCGGUGACGUUCAGAAAGCCUUUGAACUGGUGCACAAGAGUGACGGGUUGGAGCAGACGCAGUUCUUGGCUCGCCAGCACUGCCAGGAAGCCAUUAAGGUCAUCAGCACCUUGAAGCCCUCAGAGGAACAGAAAGCUCUCAUCACCAUAACAGACAAAGUACUCAACCGCAUCAAAUAGUGUAUGGGGUGAUCCAAAUUGUGUUCGUGGUUUUUCAUGUAAUAGGUGUUAGAAUAGUAAUGCCGCUCUCUCAUGACAAGUUUUUAUGUUAAUUUAGUGACUGUACAGCCGUCUGGCGAAAGACUUGUGGACGACACAAUGCAACACCGCUCUCAGUUGAUAAGCUUUAGAAUCAAGUAGACGAGUGGACUGUCAUGUGAAGGGAGACUUACGAUUUACAGUGCAACAUCGCUGAUUGGCCUUGCAACUUGUUUAGUGACUCCUCUGCCACAUGCUGGAAGACUUCGUUAAUUACUUAGAAUAACGCUGCCCUCUGACGACAAGCAACGGCAGUGUUAGACAGCUCUAUCAACUUUUCGGACAGUUUAGCGAAUGCACUGCUGCUGAAGGAAGACAUGAACUAUCGGGUAUGCGCAGUCCCCUCCACGAUUACGUUCUUCACUUGCAUGGCCUGUGUGUGAUCUGCUGAGAACCGCCUGAUUCGACUCGCAUCCGAAACGAACCCCACCUUUCCCUCCAUCAUCCUCCAGCUUACUCGUACUGACUGUUUCGGAUACGAAUCGAAUCAGGCGGAGAGGUUUAUAGCAGGACGUGAUUCACACAUUGGCAACGCUCAGUAAUGAAAGUGGAAGUGGAGGGGAUUGCACUUAUAACUCUGCUCUCAAUCACCAGUCGUUCGAACUAUUUUGGCCGAAGCAACUCCCGCACACGAGGAGACCUAAAGACGCUCAGGACACCACAGAGACUCGAGUGUUUCCUUGACUCGACUUGACACGACCAUGACAGCUGCUCCUGGGAACCCUUUUGACGUUUCUAGUACCUUUUUUUGCAAGACUCCCAUGCGAGUUUGAAAUCCCGGGAACUGCACUGAAGAAUUUUAGUGUCACAUCCCAAUUGUUAAACGCUAAGGCCAUGUGGAAGUUACUGGAGUCUUUAGAGAAGUUUCCGUGAUGCUAGUGAUAAAAUUCUACAUUAUCACGGGGGGGAAAGCACCGAUGAGGGUAAUAGUUUUUUGUGGUCUUUAAUAUUCCUCGUGCAAGAACAAAGUCUCAAAAUGCUAACCUCUCUUUGAACGGAUACAUUCUCAAAGAUACAUAUAUAUAUAGCAUUAAAUUACCUCAAGAUCAUCUAGAUAUCUCCUCAAGGUAUGGCCAUUGUCUUUAUACACUUGCCUUGGGUGGGAUUAAUGACUUGUGUGUUUUAACCUUUAUAUAUGUACUUGUUUUUUGUAGGGUGAAUUCACUCGCAAUUCCCUGUUUACUGUAAUUCAUGUUUACUGUUGUGUGUGUGGGGGAGGGAGGAAGGGGAGGGAGGUGCAUGAAUCGCCUCGUACAGUAUACAGCUUUAUUGUCAUGUAACUCAGAGAUAUACUACUAUGUAUUGUAAGAUGAAGUGAGUGCACUAUGAUGUAGUAGCAUAACUAUGAUAAUUGCUUAGUAUUAUAGAGGAAUAUAAUGCAUAUCUGCUGUGUGUGUGUGUGUGUGUGUGUGAGUGUGUGUGUAUGUGUGUGUGUGUGUGAGUGUGUGUGUAUGUGUGUGUGUGUGAGUGUGUUGUCUUCAUUUUAUACAGAUCCUUAAUCGUCAUGUUCAUUCUUAUGCAGAGUUUUGUUUCUCAUUAUAUAAGCCAUCAGCUGCCAUGAUGUUGAGCAAUAUAUUGAAUAGCUUUUUUAUAUCAUAUUGUAGAUAUAUAUAGAUUUUUUUUAUAUUGUAAGAUGUAGUUCAAUAAAUCAUUAUACACAUAAUAAA
This is a messenger RNA of Scylla paramamosain (green mud crab), 3272 nucleotides long. RefSeq names its product all trans-polyprenyl-diphosphate synthase PDSS1-like. Lineage: Eukaryota; Metazoa; Arthropoda; Malacostraca; Decapoda; Portunidae. The record is from RefSeq and is a predicted model, not a curated record. The coding region runs from base 523 to 1527 and encodes 334 amino acids. Gene Ontology annotation, cellular component: mitochondrion; transferase complex. The transcript is spliced from 8 exons. Gene Ontology annotation, molecular function: prenyltransferase activity. Gene Ontology annotation, biological process: isoprenoid biosynthetic process; ubiquinone biosynthetic process.